Molecule: messenger RNA, 2332 nt
Organism: Misgurnus anguillicaudatus (oriental weatherfish)
Lineage: Eukaryota; Metazoa; Chordata; Actinopteri; Cypriniformes; Cobitidae
Source: RefSeq, a predicted model, not a curated record
CAUCCUUUUUUAUACACAUCUUUUAGGUAUUUCCAAUAUUUACAUUGGAUGUAUAUGGGGUCUGCCUGAAUGUGCAUGCAUCAAAAGUCUGUGUACAUGUACAAGUCAAAUAAACUAUACUUUGCAAGGCUUUACUCUGGACUUUAGACUCCUCUGCAUUCGGGAAAGAGUAUCAGCGUAGGACAUACUGUGCAUGUGUAUAAUGCACACACAUGCAUAGUCAAUAAAACCUCCUUUGAUUUGAAUCAAUAAUUAUUUAAACAAUAACUAUUUACAAUCUUCAGCCGAUCUCCUUUCCUGUUAUCAUUUACAUGCUCUAUUCUCCGACACUUCGCGGACUCUAGCGAAAAGUUUUGGAACAGUCCAUUAGGCACUGAAUGACAGGGAUGACCGGAAUAGUCCAUUUAUUAAAGGUGACACUUUUCUACAGUAAAAAUUGACCCCUAUGCUGGGUUGUUUGAACCCAACUGCUGGGUUAUAAUAACAACAAUAUUCAAUAUUCCAAUAUUGUCAAUUUUGUUGUAUUGUGGUGUCCAACAAUAACCCAGCCAUUUUUAGAGUAUGUUGGAUAGAGUGUAACUGACUGUUUUAAACUAUAAUAAUGGCAGUGUGCAUUAUUUUGUAAAUUCAAAUGUAAUCUUGUAACUGUUAUAGGGUUUUUUAUGAAGAUGGCUGGUUUGUGGCUUUCUUUUUUGUCAGUACAGUUGUUUCAUUUCUAUGUGCAUUCAGCAGGUUGCUUCAGAGGCAUGAGGUAUUAUUAGUAGGUUACUACAUACAACAAUGCAUCAAUAAAAAAUGACCUUUGAUAUUUAAGUAAAAGUACUUGCUUUUAAAUAUACAUAUUUACUUAUGUAAAUAUCUGUCUUCACAAGUCUACUAAUAAGUGAGAAAAUUUUGACCAGUAGUAUGUGUACUUGCUACUUUCGCUCAAGUUAGUGCUGUCCACUUCUCUGCAAAUGGCUUUACAGAAAAUCUGAAUUAAAGUAUUUUUUUCUUGUCUGUAGAUAAGCAGAGUUAUAAGAUAUACAAAAAUGGCAAGAAUGACAUGGACACAUUGACAUCUACUUAUGGUUUUCAUUCACUCUCCUUUAGAUGUUAAGCUGGUAGAUGGGGAUAAUGUGUGUUCUGGAAGAGUGGAGGUCUUAUAUAAUGAUGAAUGGGGAACCGUUUGUGAUGCUGGCUGGGAUUUAAUAGAUGCUGCAGUGGUGUGUAAUAGCAUGAGUUGUGGGACUCCUAUAGCAGCAGAGACCGGAGCUUUCUUUGGGCAGGGUUCAGGACCCGUGUGGCUAGAUGAUCUGAUAUGUUCUGGGAAUGAGCCAUCAGUAAAAAAUUGUCUAUCGAAGGCAUUAGGAACAAGCACCUGCAGUCAUGGACAAGAUGCUGGAGUCAUCUGUCGAGAUAUAAAGCUGGUAGGUGGUACAAGUCCAUGUGAUGGCAGACUUCAGGUUCUUUAUGAUGAUCACUGGGGUGGAGUUUGUCACACUGGCUGGGGUCUGGAUGAAGCUGCAGUUGUGUGUAAAGAGCUGGGCUGUGGUGCAACUGGAGAGCCACUGUCAUAUGUGGGUCCAUUUGUUGGGCCAAUAUGGAUGAGUAAUAUUGCAUGUACUGGAAAUGAGUUGACAGUGCGAAACUGUUCAUUUACUGGAUGGGGUUUGAGCAGUUGCAUGAAUGGACUUUAUGCAGGGGUUUUUUGCAACAGUAAGAUCAUUUUUUAAACUUUUUUUCUAAUUCAUAGUUAAAUUGUUAGUUCAUCCUGAAAUGAUUAAAGCCUGCAAGUGAUACCAAAUGUGUUCAGCUGGGUUCAGGUCUGGGCUUCAUACAGACCAGUCAAGCUUUUCCACACUAGACAGAAUUAAACAUUUCUUUAUGAACCUUGGUUUGUGCAUACCCAGCAAGCAGUAGCAAUAAUUUCACCGUCUAGGUUAACUAUAGACCUGAUACAGACAGGUUAUGAUUAACCCACUUCUAGAAAAAAUAAACCUGAAUGUUGUUGUGUCUGCCAAAAUAACUUGUAAAAUGUAGAGUAUAAAGUCAGUAAUUACAAGGCAUUUGGCUUAGUUUAUUUAUGUGUUUCAUUUUUGGGAGGGCUAUGGUUGGACAUCUGUUAAAUUUUCACUAAAAGCCCAAAUUUUGCCCUGUUUUGCCAGAGGUGUGUUUUAAAAGCAAAAUUGCUUACUUGGAAGAAACACUGUCAUGCUGGACUAGAAAAUGGUUCUUAUCCAAACUGUUGCGAUCAAAUUAGAUGCACACAAUUCUACCUGUUCAUUAAAAGGAGACGUCCCAAUACUUUUAUAGUGUAUAUGGCACCAGUCACGUGGAGUUGUUUUAUAAU